UGAUAGCCUGUGCGUUGCAUGAUUGGGAUUGUUGUGAUGGGACGACGCAGCCAUCUUGGAUCAGCGCCGCUUCACACCGAGCAGCAGCAGAGGACGUUAACGGUUGAGCCAGUUGGCUGCCGUUAGCUGCUCGGUCAGAUUAAACCGUCGCUGUGCGUUGUGACUAUGCGUUUCAGGCGUUAUUUUUCUACGUUAGCUGCCGCUUUGGGCGCAUAAAAAAUGGGCGUAAAUCGAGUUAAACGUUCAACGUUAUAAAUCCGAAGAGGUCGACGGCGGCGCAGAUCCUCUGUAUAUUUGUUACAUUUCUGGAUAGAGGAGUUACUAUGAAUGGAGGAUAAAUGUUGCCGAAGGCUGACAGCAGCAGUUUCGUCCUCUUCUCUCUUCUCUUCGUCCUCACAUUAACGGACCCGCCACGGACAGGUCCGCGGCUAGCUCUGGCAAGAUUAUUGUCAGAGCAGCGCUGCAGCCCUGGGCAGUUUGCCUGCCGCAGUGGGAAGAUGCAGUGUAUCCCAAUGUCCUGGCAGUGUGACGGCUGGACAGCAUGUGAGGACAAGAGCGACGAGAUGGACUGUCCCCCUAUAAAGGAAGAAAGGUUUCGUUUCGGCAACGGAUAUGACCAGGUGGAAGACGUCAUCGGUGUGGCUCAGCCUGUGCGCUUCAACAAGAAAUGCCCCAGCGGGUGGCACCACUACGAGAAGACAGCCAGCUGCUACAAAGUGUACCUGAGGAAUGAAAACUACUGGCAGGCUGUGGACACCUGUCAGAAAGUCAACGGUUCAUUGGCCACGUUCGUUACCAACGAGGAGCUGCAGUUCAUACUGAAGAUCGAGGUGGACUUUGACGACAAAGUCUGCGAGCGCAGAGAUCAGUGCAAGUUUUGGGUAGGCUACCAGUAUGUGAUCACUAAUCAGAACCACUCUCUCGAGGGCCGCUGGGAGGUAGCAUAUAAAGGGUCUAUGCAGGUGUUUCUCCCACCUGAGGGUCUGACCAAUUUUGGGGAGGCGUCUCCCACCCAGGACAACGUCUUCUGCGCCCAGCUUCAACGCUUUCAGAUCAAAAGCAUGAAUGAACGAGGUCUGCACAGCUGGCACGCUGAGAACUGCUACAAGAAGUUCCCCUUUCUCUGCAAGAGGAGACAAACGUGUGUGGAUAUUAAAGACAACGUUGUUAACGAGGGCUACUACUUCACCCCUAAGGGGGACGACCCGUGUCUGAGCUGCACAUGUCACGACGGCGAGCCUGAGAUGUGCGUGGCCGCGCUGUGUGAGCGGCCGCAGGGCUGCCAGCACUUCCGCAAGGAUCCCAAAGAGUGCUGCAAGUUCACCUGCCUGGAUCCAGAUGGAAACAGUCUGUUUGACUCAAUGGCCAGCGGGAUGAGACUGAUCGUCAGCUGCAUCUCAUCCUUCCUCAUCCUCUCUCUGCUGCUCUUCAUGGUGCACAGACUCCGUCAGCGGAGGCGCGAACGCAUAGAAACACUGAUUGGUGGGAACUUGCACCACUUUAACCUUGGAAGACGAGUCCCAGGCUUUGACUACGGCCCGGAUGCCUUUGGCACCGGCCUCACUCCCCUGCAUCUGUCUGAUGAUGGAGAGGGCGGCGCUUUCCAUUUCCAAGAGCCUCCUCCGCCGUAUGCAGCCUACAAAUACCCCGACAUCCAGCACCCCGAUGACCCCCCUCCUCCGUACGAAGCCUCCAUCAACCCAGACAGCCUCCUCUACGUGGACCUCGGUCACAGCGGGGUUUCCAUGGUUCCGAGCCAGAUGAACGUCAUGGUAGAUGGGCUCCAGGCCGACAUUUCCAACACCUCUGGUCCCGUGCCAGACUUGGCGCCGUCCUCUCAGGAGAGGGAGGACUCCAUAGAUAGCAGCACCCUCCUGGUGGGGCCCGACACCCCGACAGAUGGCCACACCCCCGCUCCCAUGCCCGCAGACUGCGCCUCCUCCCUCAGCACCAUGGUAUAGGACUGCAGACGGACAGCAGGACAUUCCCUGCUGGUUGAGGAAGGUCACGAGUGUGUUCUGCUCCACCCACUGCGCCGGGGAGAGGACGCAGCAGACUGAUCUGUCGUUUAUCAAAAAUGCUGACUGCAGAGAGAGUUAAAAGUUUGUACAGGCAUAUCAGGAGGUGGAGCCGCCUGGUUCUUUGAGGAUCACUCUGCGAAGGCUCUGCAGUCAGAGUUUUUUUCAAGACACUGGCAUCAAAAGGAGCAGAGAAGACUGUUUCUGUACAGAGAAGAAAAACACUACAUUAAGGCUGAGAUGGCUGCACUUUUACUUUUACGCAUCGACUGAGCAAAGCUUUCCAAACAUCUCAGAGUUGGCCUGAUUGGUCGAGAAGCCCUGAUGUAAAUACCCCCUCAGGUCUGUGCCAGUCAGAUUUGUUAUACUUGUGUGUGUGUGUGUGUGUGUCCAGCACAAGGCGAAGAAUGACAGACGGGACAAUGAAGCCAGCUUGUGCUCCUUGUGCGUUUUUGUUUUUUUUGUUGUUUUUUUUUUUUGCAUCAUACCGUCAGUCAAGCGGAUGAAUCUGAAUCGAUCUGUCCGUCUCCAGGCUAAAAUAACAUUCUUAUCAGCCUUGCCUGUCGCGGCAUGUCCCACAUCUGGAUUUCUACUCGCUCAUAAAAAAAAACCCUGCUGUCCCCUCACUUUCUUAUUAGUCUGAUACAUGAAGCUGUCUUCCAGGUUUAUAGCGCAUAUUUGCAGCAAAAGGUGUUUUGUAGUUUAACAUUGCAAGAAGGUACGGUUAGGUCCCUCCUAUAGUGGGUUUUUAUAAGGUAAUGCUGGCACAGAAGCAUUAUGUAUCAACGAAUGUUGUGGUACUGAUAAAUCUGAGUUUGGUAUUGUGUUCUUUUGAUAAUUUAUGACCGCAGGCUGUAAUCUCGAUUGUUUUAUUCUUGGAUAGAAGCAGUCUGAACUCCCCGUUGAAAAGCGAUGAAGCUUUUCAAGUAUAUGUGUGUUAAGAUUAGGGAUGAUAUCCUGCCAUUGAAUUUCGAAAAAAAAAAAAAAAAUCAAUUUAUUUAAAAUAACUGUUCCAAUCAUGAAGUCACUGAAUCAUGCAGAUGGUCCCAUUGUUACAUUAUCAUCUCUUCUUUAUCAUGAACUGUGUAUUUGCUAAAAUGUUUUGCACGCUCAUCUGUUCAUUAAAUCAGGUUUUUUUUUUUCUGUUUUUUCGGGAAAAACUAUUUUUUUGGGGGGGGGGAGAACAAUUUGUCAGGUGUCACAUUUGGAUGCUGCCACUCCAUCGCUGAUGUGUCUUUAUGUGUGAUCUUAGUUACCGAUGAUGUUUUCAGCUACUGAUGAAGGUGACGUCACCGACCACAGCUGCGAGUCUGUUUCUGAUUUGGUGUUGACGGGUCUAACCGUUUUUGUUUCUCAAUGGGAUAAAAAAAAAAAAAAUUGUAAUAAAAGGAAAAAGUGUAAAGUGCAUAUUAGGAGCGAGUUAGACCCCCUAUUAUGACGACAAUCGUUUGAUUCACUCAAGGAUGAAUUUUACAUGAAUGAAGGAGUCAGAUCGUCGGGCCCGAGAAGCUCAGGUCGGAGUCAGAGCGACCCGCAACCACCAGCAUUCAACCUGCUUUUCAUCUGCCUCGAGAAAAACUGUGUGUCUGAGCAUCUGCGUAUCUCAUGUUUGAAUGUACUGUGUGUAUAAAACAUUAUUAUUAUUAUUAUUAUUAUUAUUAUUAUUUUUGUCAAGCUUAUUUUCCCCUGUUUUUCUUUUUUGUUUUUUUUUUGGCAUCGACAAUCCACCGUGGAUUAUCCAACAAACAAACUCAUGUUCUCAUAAAUUGUGGGGAAAAAAGUAACAUGCAUGUGUGUAUAGGAGAUGGUGUACUGGUUUGUUUUUUUUUGUUUUUUUUCCCAUCAUCAAGUUUGUUUGGUUUUUAUUUUUUCAACCUUGCUUUUUGGACCUGCAGUGCAUGUUUUUAUCUUUUGGCAUGCUGAGAGAUUUUUUUUGUUUUGUUCAGAUGUUUUUUCUUUUUGUUUUUUUUUGUUUGUUUUUUUUAAUGGAAACAGCCAAAACGGUCAGUCCUGUAUAGUAGGUUCAAAGACUCUUGCAUAUAGUUUAAUAUCUCCGUAUGCAUCGAAAAAAACCUGCCCACGACCCAAACAGCUGCAUUUACACUGUAGUUUCUGUGCUCGACCAUGGCGGUGUGACGACUCAUUUUACUGGAUUUGAAAUGUUUUAUGUAUAAAACAACAGAUGCUACA
This is a messenger RNA of Thunnus maccoyii (southern bluefin tuna), 4208 nucleotides long. RefSeq names its product DiGeorge syndrome critical region gene 2 (gene dgcr2). The transcript has 11 exons. Gene Ontology annotation, cellular component: membrane. The record is from RefSeq and is a predicted model, not a curated record. Lineage: Eukaryota; Metazoa; Chordata; Actinopteri; Scombriformes; Scombridae. Gene Ontology annotation, molecular function: protein binding. The coding region runs from base 339 to 1961 and encodes 540 amino acids.